Bombina bombina (fire-bellied toad) is the source of this 1110-nucleotide messenger RNA. RefSeq names its product putative N-acetyltransferase 8B. Lineage: Eukaryota; Metazoa; Chordata; Amphibia; Anura; Bombinatoridae. The coding region runs from base 86 to 754 and encodes 222 amino acids. Gene Ontology annotation, molecular function: N-acetyltransferase activity. The transcript is spliced from 2 exons. The record is from RefSeq and is a predicted model, not a curated record.
UGCUUGGUGGUUGCAAGCUCAGAGUAAGGCUUCUAUCCAAGCUGGUAUUCUUGCACCUGAUACUGACUCCAGAGAGGUCAGGAACAUGUCUGAUUACGUUAUCCGGCUGUACAAUGAUUCAGAUUAUGAUGCUGUCAGAGACCUAUUUGCGAGAGGCAUCAGGGAUCACCCACGUGUGGCCUUCAAUCAAGCCCUAAGACAUCCACAGAUCUGUAUUUUCUUGUUGGUUGUGUUUUGUUUUCCUCUUGUAGCUUUUGAAUCCAUCCUUCUAUCGGUGUUGGGCCUAGCUCCUGCAUUGGUUGCCAUUUGGAUAUGCACUAGUAUUGGCUUCCAAGCUUAUGCCAAAGUUUCCUUGUUAGGUGACCUGAAAGACAUUCACAAAUACUACAUACAGGAAGAUAAUAAUUGUUUCUGGGUGGCUGAGUCUGCUGGACAGGUGGUAGGUAUAGUAGGUGUCCGCCCAUCUGAUACCAGUCCUGAGAAAUGUCUGGAACUUAAAAGAAUGUCUGUGGCUAAAGAACAUAGAGGCAAAGGUAUUGCAAAAGCCUUGUGCAGGACCGCCAUCAACUUUGGCCGGGAUAAACGGUACAAGUCCAUUGUCCUUGUGACGACAACCGCUCAUAUAGCUGGUCAGAGGCUGUAUGAGAGCAUAGGGUUCAGUUGCACACACAGAACACCUGCACCAAUAUUAUGGCGGAGAUUAGCGGGUGUCAGAUUACUGCACUACAAAUACGACAUCUCAGCAGAAGAGUAAACCAUCACUUCAGUAGAGGAUGUUAUUCACUCUAUUGAUUACUGGAGCCCACUAAACCGCAAAGCGCCUUUUACUAAAUGUCCAGAGGGGAAAUCCCGGGAGAUGAGGACUAUAGCACAAAAGGAAUAAACUAUAAAAUAGACUCCCCCAUCUGCAACCUUCAACUUUUGCUUUGUGGUUUUGCCCUAGAACCAGCCCUGGAUAUUGUUAUCUAUCUCUCUAUCUAUCAUCUAGUUUUCUAUCUAUCUAUCUAUCUAUCUAUCUAUCUCUAGCUCUCUAUCUAUAUCUAUAUAUCUCUUUCUCUACUUCUAUCCCUCUAUCUAUCUAUGUAUCUAUCUAUCUAUCUAUCUACCUCU